AUGUCGCAUCACAGAUCGAGGUCCUCGUCGACCCAUUCGGAGGGUGAGAUCGUCGAAUCAGGACCAGAGAUGAAGGCAACUGCGUCAAAACCUCCUCCUAAAGGCACCAACAUUGACCGUCCCACCAGAGAUAGUUCACCCUCUGCGCCCUUGUCUCCCCCAUCACUGGACGGCUCCAGUUCCCCACGCCGCCGGAGAUUACCCAGGCCCCGAUCUCGCUCUCCAUACAGGAACAACAGAAGUUCCAAGCGUCGACGUGAUGAUGACUACGAAUACGACAGAUAUGAGAGCCGAAAUUCCCGGCCCGAGCCUUCGCGAAACUACGGGUCUAGAUACGACGACAGGAACAGAGAUCCAUCUCCCGGCCGCCGGCCAAAAUCUUACUAUGACUAUGACCGUGAUGACAGUUAUGGUGGAGGCUUGCGAUACAGUGACGAUUACGAUCGACGCCAGGAUAAGCGGCCGCGUACCCGCAGCCGAUCCCCGUACCGUGAAUCGAGAAAGCCCAAGAAGUACUCAAGCGACGAGCUUGAUCAUGAGGCGGAUGGUAAUGUGCCUUCAGCGGACUCCGGAAGACACAAGCCCAAUGAACAGGUAUUGAGCAAGCGGGAAAAGGCACCUAUCGUCGGGUAUUCCAAGCUUGGUGCUGAAUUACGAGAGACUCAAGAACAGGCGUCCAAGUCCCAAGCCUCCGUGGCCGAUGAGGAGCACCAUAACCUCGAAUCUGUGGACUCGCAGCAACCCGAGCCAGUUGACGAAGCCACUGAGCUUGAGGCUCGCCGCAAACGUCGCGAGGCUAUUCGGGCCAAGUAUCGAACCCAAGCGACCCCGCUCCAUCUCAAAGCAGUGGAAAACAUCGGUAGCGGUGAGACUGAUACAUCUACACCUGGCACUGAGCCGGCUAGUGCAAAGGAAGCAUCAGAUUCUCCCCUUGGAACUCCCCUGGAACAGCAGGUGGAUCUUCCCGAGUUCAGUCUCGGACAGGACGUUGAUUUGGCCAAUUCCAAAGCUCCAGUCGACGAUGCUGAUCAAGAUGAGCCUUCUGCUGCUGAUUAUGAUCCAACUCUUGACAUGAAGGAAGAGAGAGAGAAGCAUAGCAACGUACAGAUCAAUAAGGACGAUGUCUCAUCUGCGUCAUACGAUGAAACUCAAACAGCUAAACAGGAUGUUCUCAUUCCUGAUGCAAAAGACGAUGCAUACGACAUGUUUGGAGACGACGAUGACAUGUUCGCUGAAGACGCACCGCCGGCACAUGCCUCAGCAAAGUCAGCCGUUCCACAGGGCAAAGAGCUGGACGUUAGUAUGAUGGACAACUGGGACGACUCGGAAGGAUACUACAACGUUCGACUUGGAGAGCUGAUUAACGGAAGAUAUCACGUCACCCAGAACCUAGGCAAAGGCAUGUUCUCAGCUGUCGUACGCGCGACCGACACCAAGACAGGGAACCUCGUCGCCGUCAAAAUUAUUCGCCAGAACGAAACCAUGCGCAAAGCCGGCAUGAAGGAAAUUGACAUUCUGGAGCAGCUCACGGCGGCCGAUCCAGAACACAAGAAGCAUAUUAUCAAGUUUGAGCGACACUUUGAGCACAAGGGCCACUUGUGCAUGGUGUUUGAGAAUCUGAGCAUGGAUCUACGUGAGAUCCUGAAGAAGUUUGGUCGAGACGUUGGUCUGAACCUGCGCGCGAUCCGGGCCUAUGCGCAACAGAUAUUCCUCGGACUGAGUCUCCUCCGCAAGUGUAACAUCCUGCAUGCAGACCUCAAGCCGGAUAACCUUCUUGUGAAUGAGCAACGCAACAUUCUAAAGGUUUGUGAUCUAGGAUCGGCGUCUCCGGCCUCUGAAAAUGAGAUCACGCCUUACCUCGUCAGUCGGUUCUACCGUGCCCCAGAGAUCAUCCUGGGCAUCCCUUAUGACUUUGCCAUUGAUGUGUGGUCUAUCGGUUGUACACUCUUCGAACUGUACACCGGCAAAAUCUUGUUUACCGGCCGGAACAACAACCAGAUGCUCCGCUCGAUCAUGGAAUGCCGAGGCAAAUACCCGCCCAAGCUUCUGCGUCGCGGGUCCCUGGCACCGCAGCAUUUCGACGACAUGCUCAAUUUCCACAGCGUGGAAGAAGACAAGAUCACCGGACGGUUGGUUACGAAGAUUGUGGACUUUAAGAAACCCACGCGUGACCUCAAGACUCGACUGAUGAGCCAGGGCACACGCGGCAUGUCCGACAUGGACGCCAAAGAUCUGACGCUGUUCGUGGACUUCCUCGACCGCUGCUUGAGUCUGAAUCCCGAGAAACGAAUCACGCCCGCGGAUGCACUGAAGCACCCGUUCUUGACGCGCAAGGUGUAA
Messenger RNA from Penicillium nucicola, 2340 nucleotides. RefSeq names its product putative serine/threonine protein kinase (Prp4). The record is from RefSeq and is a predicted model, not a curated record. Gene Ontology annotation, biological process: mRNA cis splicing, via spliceosome; peptidyl-threonine phosphorylation; peptidyl-serine phosphorylation. NCBI's taxonomy places the organism in Eukaryota, Fungi, Ascomycota, Eurotiomycetes, Eurotiales, Aspergillaceae. The transcript is spliced from 3 exons. Bases 1 to 2340 code for a protein of 779 amino acids. Gene Ontology annotation, molecular function: protein serine/threonine kinase activity; ATP binding.